Candidula unifasciata is the source of this 1059-nucleotide messenger RNA. The record is from the annotation of a GenBank genome assembly. Lineage: Eukaryota; Metazoa; Mollusca; Gastropoda; Stylommatophora; Geomitridae.
AUGACUGCAAACUCCAGCCAUAAAAGUCCUGUCUUUAUCCAUCCAUUGGAUGAGCUGAAGUGCAUUGCACAAGAUAAUGGCCUGCAUCUGGAAGAUUUACAGUUUGCAAAACUGAUGGAUGCCCAAGAUCCACUUAAACAAUUACGGAAUGAGUUCCACUACCCAAAGAUGGGAGACAUUUUACGUACUGACCACUCCUUGGUGAAUCCUAUGGAUGAUUGUGUUUACUUCUGUGGAAACUCUCUGGGAUUGUGUCCAAAGAAGGCCAAAGAGUAUACAAAUGUGGAGCUUGAAAAGUGGGCCAAUAUAGCACUGCAAGGCCAUCAGCAUGGUGAUCUCCCUUGGGCUUGGUGUGAUGAAGUACUGGAAGAAGAUAUGGCCAGAUUAGUUGGUUGCCAGAGGGAAGAGGUGGGUAUUAUGAAUGGGCUGACUGUGAAUCUUCACUUGCUGUUGAUUUCAUUUUACCGACCAAACAAAGACAGAUACAAAAUUUUGUGUGAGAGCAAGGCUUUUCCCUCUGACCAUUAUGCCUUUGAAAGUCAGUCAAGACUCCAUGGAUAUGACCCCAGUGACACAAUGAUUUGUAUGGAGCCACGAGAGGGUGAGUUCACGCUCCGAACUGAAGACAUCUUGUCCAAAAUUGAGGAGGAGGGAGACAAGAUUGCUGUGGUUUGUCUACCUGGAGUCCAGUAUUACACGGGUCAGCUAUUUGAUAUGCCAACCAUCACCAAGGCAGGACAAGCCAAGGGUUGCUACGUUGGCUGGGAUUUGGCUCAUACAGUCGGCAAUGUCCCACUUGAUCUGCAUGGCUGGGGUGUGGAUUUUGCUUGCUGGUGUACGUACAAGUAUCUGAAUGCUAGUGCUGGAGGUUUGGCUGGGCUUUUUAUACAUGAGAAGCACAAAGGUCACAACUUUCCCCAGCUGCUGGGCUGGUGGGGUCACGAUAUGUCAACACGUUUUAUGAUGGAUAAUAAGAUGCAUCUUCUUCCUGGAGCCAGAGGUUAUAGAAUCAGCAAUACUCCGGGCUUGUUAUGUGCUCCACUCAAGGCAAGUUUAGAG